GAUUAAUAAACUCCGUUCCGUCCGAGUCGCUCUUCCAGAACGACUUUUUCAUGUGAUCAUUUACCUUUGUUUUGUUCACUUUCUUCACGUGUAGAUUGAUUGCGACAACCUCACCUUCUUCCCUCUUCCUUCUUCCUCUCUACCAAAACAUAUUCCACCAGUUUACCUCGCCCAUUAAAUUUUCUUACUUUGACUUCCACUCCUUACCUUCUCUUCAACAAGCACAUUCCAUGAACCGUUGAAUAAUUCCUUAUCGUAACGACGUCCAGGAUGGAUAUUCUUCCGGAAUUCGACUUGCCACAGGUUCAGACAAUAUUGAACGCGCUCAAGAAUAUAUGUCGCGAUUACCCUGCCGGUGGUUCUGUUCUCAGAGAGCUUUUGCAAAAUGCUGAUGAUGCCCAGGCAUCAGAAGUGGUAUGCAUAUCUAUCUCCCUUUCUCAUUCAAAAACUUUUGAAUAGUUUCCUCUAAUCCAAUUUGCAGAAGUUCUUUCUUGAUGAGAAUUCCUACGAAACAGAAAAUCUUCAUCCUAAGCUCUCUCAGUACCAGGGUCCAGCGCUUCUUGCUUACAAUAAUGCUGAAUUCAAGAAAGAACAUUUCCAAAGCUUAUCACAAGUCGGUAACUCGCUCAAGAUGAACGAUGGUUCGACCACAGGAAAGUUUGGUCGAGGUUUCAAUUCUGUAUGUAUGAUGGCACAUUUGGGGUUCCCAGCCACUAACGACAAGCAGGUUUACAACUGGACAGACUCUCCAUCUAUAGUAUCAGGACAUCGUGUGCAAAUCCUGGACCCUCAUCACUCUUGGUCAAGCGGUGGGAACGGUUAUAACUUUGUAGAACACUCUGAAAACCCAAGUUUGAAAGCCCAUAUGACCGUUUAUCAAUCACUUAUGAAGAGCGUAAAGCAACCUUUUCCCGGCACUAUCAUCCGGCUGCCUUUACGCACGGCCGAGCAAGCAAAAGAAAGUGGGAUCUCCGAUCGCAAGAUCACGGUCCAAGAGAUGGCUCACGUAUUGAAUAAAUUCACUGAAGAUUUUGGAAAAGAGGGGCUUCUGUUUAUGAAGCAUGUACUCAAACUCAGUGUGAUUUCGACUAUCACGGGACUCAUUGAGGUCGAGGUAGUGAAUACAGAAGCAGUUCAGGUGUAAGUGUCAUCCUAUAAUUCACACGGCCCCCUGCUCAUAGUCCAUUUUGUAGAAACAAAUCUCGAAUCAAUGAUGCAAUCAUCAACACAUUGAAGAAUCCGUUUCAAGACUUCGAUUGUUCCUUUGAAAUGGAGCUAAGGUAUAAGACACGGACUACCACAACCGAAAUGCGCUUCCUACUUCACCACAGUAUCCAAGGUAACUCUAUGAGCGAGGAGAUUCGUAAAUGGAGUAUAGCUCAGAAAUCCUUGCCCUGGGUAGCGGUAGCUGUGCCCUUGUGCGUAAGUUCACCCUCCCCAAAUCCCGCAAUUCGCUGCGGCAGAGAAAGGAACGGAAAAUCAUAUCUCCCUCCCACAAGCCAUACAUAUUACACUUUUCCGUUUUAAUUCUCAACUAUCAUACGCAGCAUUAUUGACAAGCCUUCAGGCACCAAAGGUUCCAGCCAUAAACGGCUCAUUGUUUUUGGUUAUGCCUUUGCACAUUCCCAUAAACCAACCGGCUCUGAUUCAUGGCUUAUUCAGUAUCUCACCCGAUCGAGCACGAUUGUAUAAAUCUCAGGACCAUAGCUCACAGGAUCAAUUGCCGGCGCAAUGGAAUCAGUACUUAUUCAACAGUCCGAUUCCACGUGCUUGGACUAAGCUGUUGGGACACCUUGCUUUAUCUCCUCCACCAGACCCAGCAUUUAAGUAUUGGCCUCGUAAAUCAGAUGAUCCUGACAAUUUAUCAAAGAACGUACUCACUCAAGUGCUGUCCUUGAUUGGAAAUCAGCCAGUUUGGCACACUGUCAAUGGCUACGUCGGCGCUGAUUCUGGGCUAUUAGCGACCGGCAACGAGCCACAAUCGCUAAAGUUGACAUUGGCAAACGCGAAAAUUCCAGUUGUUUAUCUACCAGAUAAGUUGAGAGUGGAAGCCAAGGAGACUUUUUCGAAUCUCACCCUUGAACCUCGGACUCUGUGCACUUACCUUCGUGACAAGAACGAUUUGGUGGCCUCCUGGCCACAAGCGACGAGGCAAGAGAUUCUGGAAUAUAUUCUCCCCAUUCUUGACUCAUCCGAUCUUAUAAAAGGUCUAGCGUUAUUUCCGUUCGAGGAUGGCACAUGUCGCGCAAUCGAUGAUCAUCUUGCAUUUGUGCAUCGCGAUGAUUUUGAAGCAGAACUUUUCAGACGCGAUCCCAAACACAAUCUUGACCUAAAACAAUUUUCUCGGCCGAUCUUAAACAAUCUACAAGACCGCCUGAGGACUUUAGAGGUUCGUCCUCACAUCCGUCAUCGUUCUGCGAGCGAUUUCAAAAAGUAUGCUAUGACAUAUUUCUUCCAUGAGGUUCAUGAUGAUGCCGAUGUGACGGCUUUGGAUCUCAAUCAAAUAUCAUUUGUCACUAAGACCUGGAAGUGGAUACGAAGAAAUUCGAGUGUUCAAAAUGACAGCAUUGCCAGUCUAUGGUUGCUUCCUCUGGCAAACGGCAAAUACCGAAAGAUUAAACCUAACAAUUGCUGGGCCAUCAUACCACCGCCUGGACAACUUGGUGAUACUAUUCAAAAGCUUGGAAAAGAUGUUGCAGCUCAGCAUACGCCAGUGGUCCUCUCAGGUCGUUCCGGUUUAGACACAGUUCUUGUGGAACUGUUGAAAACCACAAAGGCUGGUUCAACCUUGCAGGUCCGUAAUGGGGAAAUGUUUCAUGUCGUAUUGGAAUGGCUUGCUGAGUCCCAUGUCGCUAUUGAGAAUGCAUCCGAUGGAGACAAGACUGUCAUCAUUGAAAAUAUCGCGAGAGCUAUUAAGGGAAAGCUUGAUUCGAAAUACACAAAUAGUAAUUCGCUAAACCUGCAACAUCUGCAACAGCUUCCAAUUUUCCAAGAAUUGACGUGCGGAAAUGAUGGAGGAUGUCAGUAUGUAUAUACUCAACAUUAUUGCUUGAGGUAACUAACAAUAUUUGAAGGUACCCGUGGGUACGUAUCGAGACUUUUAAAUCUCAAAUUGGGGUCAUCGACAAAAUGUUUCCUCUUCCUAAAUUCAGAGACUACCAAUUUUUGGAUGCACAGACCAUUCCUAUCCAAGAGAUCCUUAGCUACCAGAAUCUCUGUGUGUGCAAGUCGAAGAUCGGAGUGUUGGAAGAUCAUAUCAUUCCAGCUUGGAGGAAACCUCAAAAGUGCACUUGGUCACCAUCAUUGAAGGAGCAAACUGCCGAAUUGAUGCUUCAAUGCUAUGCUGAUUUGUCUGCCCAAGCACAAGCAGCUAUGAUCAGCCUACCAAUUGUACCUACUCAAUGUAUUGACGGAACUUUGACCGGCAGAUUUUCCACCGCUUCUGCUCUGGUGGAUCCCGAGAACAAAUGGCUAAAGAGCGUGUUCUUCAGUGGCGAGGAAGUAUUACCUGCUGAUAAGCCAUUCGCGCGAUAUGGACAUAUUUUCAGAAAAUUGAGGUUAAGGACGGAAGCCGAUGAGUUGUUCAUAUACGAACGAAUCUGCAAAUUCGUAAGUAGUUCUCAACUAGUCGACCGCGAAGAAAUCCACAGCUGUGCCAAGAGCCUAUUGAAAACCACUUGCUCCUGGUCCCCAUCAGAAGCGACAGCGACAAACUACAAGCAAUUCCUUAAUCGCAAAUGGUUGCCGGCCAAUUUUCCUGAUGGAACUAUCGACAUGGUAAGCCCAAAUCAAUGCCGCGGUAUUGAAGAUCGUUUGCGUGCAGGGUCUAGGCUCCCGAUCGUCUCUUUUACCAUAACUUACCGUUGGCAAAAGUUCCUUGGCUGGGAUACAAUCCUACACGACGAUAUCCUACUUGCUCAACUCAACCAUGGCAUUAUCAAUGAUGAUAGAGCCGUUGUCAACGCCGUGCUUACCUAUUUUAAAGAAAAAAUUAGAAUUGAUGCUGUCUCGGAUUCAUUGAAAGAACUCCGAUCUGUUCUCACGGAGAACGGCACAUUUGUUACUGCCUCUAAGGCGUUUUUCUCUGGUUGCGCGCUUCUUGGUCCAUUCUUGGGAAACAUCGACGCGGGUUUCGCGAAAAUGCACGAAGAUAUCUUGAAAGCCAUGAAUGUGGGAUUGAGGCCAGCAGUAAAAGACAUACUUGAUGUUCAAGCUCAAAUUGAGCGGUCCGGCCAUCCUUAUAAAGAUUCCGAUAUUGAAAUUCUGUUGGAAACAAUUAAGAUGGCCAGUAGAUUUUCCAGGAAAUCUCUAGGAGGCUUGAAAGUGCUGGACCAAGAUGGUGUUCUUUGCCCGCUGGAGGAUAUAGCUUACAAUGAUGCAGCGCUAUUGUCUGACAGGAUCGUCGAUAAAGUCAGAUUUACCAAUUCGCGAAUCUCUCAACAGACAGCACAAAACUUGUCGAUAGAGAAAAUCAGUGAGCGAUUGAAGAAAGGAGAACUGCAAUUGGCGGAUGAUGAUGACGAUGACGAGGACUUCCAACAGUGUGAGUCUAUCACUACAAGCAUUUCAACUACUCUGGAUCGAUAUCCUAUUGAAAGUACAUUUAAAGAAUAUCUAGCAAAUGCGGACGAUGCCAAAGCAUCAGUAGUCAACUGGAUGUUGGAUCCCAGGCAACAUCCUACUGAUAAUCUCCUUACUGAAGAAAUGAAAGAUCUUCAAGGGCCAGCGUUGCUAGUUCAUAACGAUGCAGUAUUCCGGGAUAUUGACUUCAACGGAUUUAAGAAUGUCGGCCUCGGUAGCAAACAAGAAGAUAAAUCAGCUAUCGGAAUGUUUGGUCGAGGAAGUCAGACCAUGUUUCAUUUUACAGACAACCCGACUUUGCUCUCUGGAGAUUACUUGUUAAUUUUGGAUCCUUUACAGACGUGUCUACCUCUUAAUAGUAAUUGGCAGGCACGAAAGCCGGGAGUUAAGAUAUUGCUAUCUAAACUCAAGCAAUUGCAUCCAAAUCAACUUGUUCCGUUCCACGAUUUAUGGGGUUACAAUAUUGAGUCUGAUAAUUAUGACGGGACAAUUUUCCGUUUCCCAUUAAGAAAACAUACAUCGCCUUUAAGAGCAAAGCAGGAGCCUCUAGGCAUUAGUUCAGUCCGAUUGCUCCUGAAUCAAUAUUUUACACAAGCCCGAAUUUCUCUGCUAUUUUUGAAAGGAGUCAAAGUGGUCAAUUUUAUGGGACCCGGAACAAAAGAACUCUUUUGGUCGGUGAAGAUGAAGAAAAAUUCCACAUCUGACUACACAAUUUGUUUUGCCAAGCAGAUGGUUGGUACGGAGAUUCUUGUGACCAAAGAUGAAUGGUGGGUUCAUUCGCGGAUUGAGGAGACACCUAGUGUCGAAUUCCAAUCCAGGAUUAGGAAGAAUUUAGAGUAUGGCGUUGCAGCAUUGGUAGUAUCGGAAAGUAAACAGGACACAAAAAAUUUGGAUCUACCUACGCCAAUGUUGUUUAGUACUCUCCCUUUGCCUGAAGAAUCGACGUUACCAGUCCACAUACACGCUACAUUUUCUCUUUCCGGAGAUAGGAGUACACUCAUUACUGGAGGUGAAUCAUCCGAGGCCUGUGGAUCGACCUGGAAUUCGUGGCUGCUGGAAGAAAAGUUACCAAAUGCUUACCUCAGUUUUCUGGAAGGUUUGACUGAAAAGAUUGGCUUGGAUGCAUUCAGAUUCUGGCCACCAAAAGAGAGCCGCCGCUUGGAAUUGUUGUGCAAAUCGUUUUGGGAGAAACUUCCGAACAGUUCAGCUAGACUAUUUCCUAGACGCGCUGAGAAUCCCGAUGCAGCUAAUAUGACCAUGUCUCAGACGGUCUUUGAUUUUCUGCUGCCGAAGUUUUCGAAGCAAAUUUCUCCAGUUUUGGAAGUCCUGGAACCAAAUAUAUCCCCACAUUUCCCUGCUCGCAUGUUGGCCAAUAUCAAAUCGGUUGCUGUCAUUAAGUCUAUGGAUCGCCCCGAUUUACGCGAACUCUUGAAGUCGAAGAGAGCUAGUGAGCUUCUCCAAAAGGCGAUGGUCAAUGAUGAUCUUUUGAUCCGCAAUGUCCUGAAUGAAGUUAUACCUGUUGGUGAUGUUUCUUCAGAUGACUUGAAGAAAUUAGCCGGAUGCAGAUUGCUCCCUCUUGCGGAUGGAACACUGGGACAGCUAACGCUAAUUCAGUCACCAAUGCCUCAGAAUACUCGAUGUUAUUACGUGGUCACAAAUUCAGAGCUGAAACUUUUUGACUUCGCAAAAAGCGUUCUCAUACUGAAGCCCGAGAUCGAUGCAUACCACCGCAUAGGUGAAAUUGUCAAAACAAAGAUGUUCAAUGUCAUGAACCUGGAAGUUACCCAUAUACCAGAAGUGCUGUCCAUGAAGUCCCAAGGAUCUAGAGUCGUGAAUGAUGAGACAGACGAAUGGUUGAAAUCCUUCUGGGAUUACUGGAACAAGUUUUCCUCAUCUGCGGCUGACAAUUUGUCCAAGGACCCCGAAAGCUUUUGCUCCCUGCCGUUGUUCAAAGCAAUCUGUAAUGGUGCUUGGGAAUAUUAUACUAUGUCGGAAUUGGGAACCCUGCCAGCUAUCAUUGAGCCAUCCAAGACGUCGCAUCAACGACUAUGUGACUGUAUCGCGGGUCUCUAUAGGUUCAGGCCGGAAUUCAUGCCCAAGUCCACUGCCAAUAAUGAGAAGUCCUUUGUCUCUUAUAAAGCAUUGAGCAGAUUCAUCGAUGCUUUACGAGUCCUGGAGUCUAACAAAAGCUCGAUCAAGAAGGGGCUGUUCACUCGACUGGUGGCUCAAGAACAAGAUAUUGUCAAGGUAAUUUCUAUUAUCCGAAUUCUGGCUAAACCUUGCUAACUCGAUCUAUAGCUUCAAGAACUUGUCAUACAGUAUGUAGUGACUGGCCACCAGGACAAACGCCAUUAUCUUCCGUCCUUGCCUAUCUGGCCUGCAUAUAUGCCUUUGAGCUCAAGCGAGAAAUACAUCCCAGCAUCAGGUGCAAAGUAUACCAAGCAACCAGAAUUUUUGGCGCCCUGGAGCAAAAGACUUCCAGACUUCAUUGAUUUUAAGGCUAUAGAUAAAUAUGGGGCUGAGGCAUGUCUCAAGGAAAUGAACGUCACCCCCAUCGCCGCCAUAGAGUUGAUUCAGAUGCUUGACGAAAAGGAUUUUCCAUCCACGCUACAACCGAUAGGUGCAGAUACCUAUGUACGGUUUCUGAAAGCCUUGAUUAAAAUUUUAGUCCUGGAGGAACACAAUUCACCUCUUUUUAAAACACUGACUUCCUUUCCCCUUGCUGCGGAUACGACUGGCAAAAUGCACCGGACCCUCGAACUUUUCGAUCACGAUGAUGAAAUAUUUAAAGCCGCGUUUCAGCACGACAAAUCCAAGUUCUUGCACGAUUGCGGCAGGGAAGCUACAUGGUUAUGGAACAAAAUAGGUUUCCGCCGACGGGAAAGUAAUGGCUUCCUCAAAAUCGACGAUUACCAAGAAUGUCUACUGUCAUUGAUAAAGCUGUUAAAAUCUAUGAAGUACGGCACAUUGGUCGACCCAACUUCAAGUAUUCAUGAAAGAAUGAAGACGAUUUUGUCACCACUAGUAACUCCAGGUUCUGCUACACAUCAGUUUACGGACACAGAUUGGGACAGAAUUGCAGCCAUGUCGGUCUUCUUAGUUCGGAAGGAUAAUUCUCGCGAACCAUCGUAUCGACGAGAAAACAUGGAUCGAAUCUCAGAAUGUGACCCAACAAUCUCACUGUCUGAUCUUGUUCUUCAUGAACAUGCAGCAAUUUGCUGGAGCAGCAACCCCUUUGCAGUUCUAGAGCCGACUUCCGAGAUCUUGAGCAAGGUACCGAGACGUGGAGAGCCAUCAAUCGGGGAGGUUUGGAAUCACCUUCUGCACAUGGUAGAGAUUUCAAAGAAUAUCUUGCGUGCAGAUAUUCCUGAUUUCUUGUCAGAUCUCUGGGAGAUAUAUGAUCACCUUCAAAAGCAUCUCGCCCGUAGCAAGGAAUACUUUGAAAACUAUGGCCCCACCCUGAAUCGAGCAAAUCUGUGGCUGAAUCCACAGGGUGUGGAUGCCAAUACUAUCACCCUCGGGGAUUUGCGGUCUUCGUGGAAACCCAUCAAUCAUCUAUUACUCAUCAGCUCUACUGAUGCACCCCCAUUCGAGUGUAUUCGACCAUGCCUCAGCCCGUACGAAAAGUUGCUGAAAGAACUUGGGUGCGAGUCAAUUCACCAUCCCACCAUCGAACGUUCUGCCCCUCAAUUAGCACCACCACUUAUCAGCACCCUUCGCGCCUUCCGCAAAAACAACGAAAUGAUAGAUAUCGUUCUCAUCUCCGAAAACACUCGUUUCUCCGCGCACAAAGUUGUCUUGGCAUGUGCUUCUCAUUACAUGAAAGCCGCCCUAUCCGGAAGAUGGACACAUAACGGGGAGAUCACCAUUGAAGAAAUGAAGCCUGACGUGCUCAAAAUUCUCAUUGAUACCGCCUACGAGGAACUAAUCAACUGGGAUGAGAUGAAAGUAGACCAGAAGCAAUCAGACCCAGCACACAACGCCAAUGACAAGAAACUUGACCUACUUCUCGAUCUUCACAAAGGUGCAGAUUAUUGGCUCAUGCCAUCGUUAGCCAACGAGGUAGAAGGCAGGAUCCUGGAUCAAUCACGAUUCUUUAUUAGAUUGGACAAUGUGGUCGAAUUCCAGGAAAAGGCUAGAGAUUCCAAUGCGAGGCGUCUUGAGGAGUGGUGUAAGGUAUUUUGUGAGCGGAAUGCUAAGGCUCUGAAGGGUUGGGAGGAUUCUGUUUUUUCUUGAGGAUACUCAUAAGUUCGACGUUGAUCUAGGCCUUUGGGAGUACUAUGAGCCUGGCAAGCUAAAAUCGGGAGGAAAGUAGUGUAGUUCAAACGAAUCGUACCAUACCCAUUUCAGCUCUUCAACAUAGAGUAUGAAUGAGAGAAUAUCGAGAUUAGAAUUACAAAAUGUAUACACAGACAAAUAAGAGUUUCCAGAGGGUAGCUAGAUUGAGAAUACAAAGUGUAAAAAUUUGAUCAUC
Molecule: messenger RNA, 9055 nt
Organism: Sclerotinia trifoliorum
Lineage: Eukaryota; Fungi; Ascomycota; Leotiomycetes; Helotiales; Sclerotiniaceae
Source: the annotation of a GenBank genome assembly